Messenger RNA from Lactuca sativa (garden lettuce), 1907 nucleotides. RefSeq names its product L-ascorbate oxidase. Gene Ontology annotation, molecular function: oxidoreductase activity; copper ion binding. The record is from RefSeq and is a predicted model, not a curated record. Gene Ontology annotation, cellular component: plasmodesma; extracellular region. Lineage: Eukaryota; Viridiplantae; Streptophyta; Magnoliopsida; Asterales; Asteraceae.
UAUCACUUGCAAUAACCUCAAUGGCUCCUCGUAGAAAGGUUACACUUACACCCAUAUGUUUGCUAGUAUACUUAUGGUGUUUUGGGGUGUUUAUGACAUUAGCCUGGGGUUCAAAGGCUAGACAUUUCAAAUGGGAAGUCGAUUACAUGUACGCUGCACCCGAUUGCUUAGAAAACGUGGUCAUGGGCAUCAACGGUCAGUUCCCUGGCCCAACCAUCAAAGCUCGGGCAGGUGACACUGUUGUUGUCCAUCUUACAAACAAGCUUCAUACCGAGGGUGUCGUUAUUCAUUGGCAUGGUAUUCGACAGCUUGGAACACCAUGGGCUGAUGGAACUGCAUCCAUAUCACAAUGUGCCAUAAACCCUGGAGAGACUUUUGUGUACAGGUUCAAGGUUGAUAAGGCGGGUACAUACUUUUACCAUGGACAUUACGGGAUGCAAAGAUCAGCAGGAUUGUACGGAUUGUUGAUAGUGGACAUUGAGGAGGGAAAGAAGGAAAGUUUCCAUUAUGAUGGGGAGUUUAACUUGUUGUUAAGUGAUUGGUGGCAUAAAGGUGCUCACGAACAAGAGGUUGAUCUUUCGACCAAUCCUAUGCGUUGGAUCGGUGAACCCCAGAGUUUGCUAAUAAAUGGAAGAGGACAAUAUAAUUGUACAUUAGCAGGAGCGCAUAAUAGCAAUGGCUCAAGUCUACCGGUGUGCAAAUUUAGAGGAAAUGAACAGUGCGCACCAAACAUCUUACAUGUGGAGCCAAACAAGACAUACAGGCUGAGAGUGGCCAGCGCUACUGCUUUAGCAUCACUCAACCUUGCCAUUGGGAACCACAAGAUGGUGAUGGUGGAAGCAGACGGGAAUUAUCUCCAACCAUUUUCGGUUAAUGACUUCGACAUAUACUCUGGUGAAACAUAUUCAGUCAUAUUCCGUACAGACCAAAAUCUUUCCAACAACUAUUGGAUCUCGGUGGGUGUGAGAGGAAGAGAACCAAAAACCCCUCAAGGUUUAGCGAUAUUACACUAUAAGUCCACCACUACAUCAAAACUUCCCAAUCUUCCCCCUCCCAAGACCCCACAAUGGAACGACUACACCCGAAGCAAAUCGUUCACUAACAAAAUUCUUGCCUUUUCAGGGUCACCACGACCUCCAACCAAUUACAGUCGUCGAAUCUUCCUCCUCAAUACCCAAAAUCGUAUCAAUGGUUAUACCAAAUGGGCCAUUAACAAUGUGUCACUAAACCUACCCUCAACCCCUUACUUAGGGUCAAUAAAACAUGGUUUGACUAGUGCCUUUGACCAAAAAAGUCCACCCGAGACCUUCGUUAACACAUAUGAUAUCACUAUGCCCCCAUCAAACCCCAAUGCGACAUAUGGGAAUGGGGUUUAUAAGCUAGAAUUUGGCAAGACUAUUGAUGUGAUACUACAAAAUGCGAAUGCUUUAAAUGCGAAUGUGAGUGAGAUACACCCAUGGCAUCUUCAUGGGCAUGACUUUUGGGUAUUAGGAUAUGGAGAGGGGAAAUUCUCCAAGAAAGAUGAAAAGAAACUCAACUUGCAAAACCCUCCAUUGAGAAAUACGGUUGUUAUAUUUCCUUAUGGAUGGACAGCGUUAAGAUUUGUUACUGAUAAUCCAGGUGUAUGGGCGUUUCAUUGUCAUAUAGAGCCUCAUUUGCAUAUGGGCAUGGGUGUGGUUUUUGCUUCAGGGGUUCAUCUAGUGGGGAAGAUACCGGAUGAGGCUCUUUCUUGUGGUUUGACAGGUAAGCUGCUAAGAAGCAAUAACCAUAAUUAAAGGGGGGUAAUUAUUUAACCCCUAAAUUUUUGAGGGGUUGUUUCUUAUUUAAUGAUAUAUGUGUGGGGUAAAAUUGCAUUUUUGUAAACUUUGAGGAUUUGUUGAAUGAACCCUAAAACUGCUUAUAGUUGA